AUGAAUCGCGGCGGCGUCGACGAUAACACGGGGGACGGAUCGACUUCCGCAAAUCUCGACAACGACGCCCCGCCCCUACUAGAACGAUUCGCCGCGGUCGCGCGCGAUGUCUUAUACGUGCACAUCCUCCCGCGGCUCGACAGCGGCGACCUCGCGGUGCUCGCGACGGUGAACCGAAAGAUGCGCGACGUCGUCUUCGAAUCGCCCGUCGAGCAUGACGUGAGGGACGUCGCGGCGGUGAGGAGAGAGCUCGCGAGGGUUCCUAACUUCGUCGGAUCGAUCGGCAGGCUGACGUGGGCGAAGGAUCAGCGAGGGUGUCCGUGGGACGCGAGGACGUUCACGUGCAUCGCGAGGGGUGGGAACGUGGAGGUCGCGAGGUGGGCGAAGGAGCGAGGGUGCCCGUGGAACGGGGGGACUUGCGCCUUUGCCGCGGAAGGCGGCCACCUGGAGAUGCUGCAGUGGUUGCGAGCGAACGGCGCGCCGUGGGAGGAGAGCACUUGCGCCUUUGCAGCGGGUGGCGGCCACCUGGAGGUGCUGCAGUGGGCGCGAGCGAACGGGGCUCCGUGGAACGAGCGGACUUGCGCCAACGCCGCGAAAGGCGGCCACCUGGAGGUGUUGCAGUGGGCGCGCGCGAACGGCGCUCCGUGGUACGAGUGGACUUGCACCUAUGCUGCGCGUGGCGGCCACCUCGAGGUGCUGCAGUGGGCGCGAGCGAACGGAUGUCCGUGGCACGAGACGACUUGCGCCUGGGCCGCGUGUGGCGGCCACCUGGAGGUGUUGCAGUGGGCGCGAGCGAACGGAUGUCCGUGGCACGAGACGACUUGCGCCUGGGCCGCGUGUGGCGGCCACCUGGAGGUGCUGCAGUGGGCGCGAGCGAACGGAUGUCCGUGGGACUCGUUCACUUGCACCGGUGCCGCGAAAGGCGGCCACGUGGAGGUGCUGCAGUGGGCGGUCGCGAACGGAUGUCCGUGGGACAGCUGGCAAACUUGCGCCAACGCCGCGAAAGGCGGCCACCUGGAGGUGUUGCAGUGGGCGCGCGCGAACGGCGCUCCGUGGGACAACGAGGGGACUUGCGCCAACGCCGCGAAAGGCGGCCACCUGGAGGUGCUCCAGUGGGCGCGCGCGAACGGCGCUCCGUGGCACGAGACGACUUGCACCUAUGCCGCGAUAUACGGCCACCUGGAGGUGCUGCAGUGGGCGCGCGCGAACGGCGCUCCGUUACACAACGGGGGGAUUUGCGUCCAUGCCGCGAGUGGCGGCCACCUGGAGGUGCUGCAGUGGGCGCGCGCGAACGGCGUUCCGUAG
This is a messenger RNA of Micromonas pusilla CCMP1545, 1305 nucleotides long. RefSeq lists its product as uncharacterized. NCBI's taxonomy places the organism in Eukaryota, Viridiplantae, Chlorophyta, Mamiellophyceae, Mamiellales, Mamiellaceae. The coding region runs from base 1 to 1305 and encodes 434 amino acids. The record is from RefSeq and is a predicted model, not a curated record. The transcript has a single exon. Gene Ontology annotation, molecular function: protein binding.